Molecule: messenger RNA, 829 nt
Organism: Paramecium sonneborni
Lineage: Eukaryota; Ciliophora; Oligohymenophorea; Peniculida; Parameciidae
Source: the annotation of a GenBank genome assembly
AUGAAUAAUUCAUUAAUAAGAUCAGAAUCUCCUUCAUUCUAAAAAAUUUAAGAUCUUGCAGAUAGAUGGAAGUUAAUUAGAACAGGAAUUGAUAAGGGUAGAUUUGAAAAAAAAGAAAUUAUUGAUACUUCAAUUUUAAAAAUAGACAAUUUAUUAAAUUAUGAUAAGAUAAACGAUGAUGAAAAAUUCAAAGUAAGUUCCAUUCUUUAUUUUAGACAAUUAAAGAAUAAUUAUAUAAAUUGACUGAAUAGAUUAAUGAUGAGAAAUUUGGAAAAGAAUAUUAUGUUAGAUAUUAAGAACAGUUGCUGCUUUUCGAAGAAUAAAUAAAUAAAUAAAUGGACGAAGAAAAAAAUGUAUAUACUUUCGGCUAAUUUUAGAGUAAACGAAGGGUCGAGAUCUAAUUAUUGAAAUAAAUAGAAGAUAGAUUUGAAACAGUUUAAGGGAUGCUUGAAAAGAAUAAUUCUGUUUAUUAGGAUAAAUUAAAUAGAUAAAUUGGAGAUAUUGGUAAUUAAUUAAGAGAUUUAAGAUUCACCAUAGAAAAUGAAUAAUAAAAUAGGUUUGAUAUAGAAUUUAUUAAAGAUCUGAAUCUUAAACUCAUUUAAUUGAACAAAUGGACUUAGAACUCAAUAAAUUUUAAGAAAUGCUGAAGGUAGAAAAAACAGUUAGAGAAGAAACAGAAAAUAAAAUAUUUUCUAUGAUUGAAGAAGUACAUUAAAAAAUUUAAAGUGAAAUCAUUGAUGAAAGAAUUUUUAAAGAAAAAUCAUAAGAAAGCAUUCUAAGAUUAUUAGAAUCAACAUGCAUGAAAAUUGAUGAAAGUUUUAAUUUUUGA